Lactuca sativa (garden lettuce) is the source of this 2036-nucleotide messenger RNA. RefSeq lists its product as uncharacterized. Gene Ontology annotation, cellular component: cytosol. Gene Ontology annotation, molecular function: ATP binding; GMP synthase activity; GMP synthase (glutamine-hydrolyzing) activity. Lineage: Eukaryota; Viridiplantae; Streptophyta; Magnoliopsida; Asterales; Asteraceae. The record is from RefSeq and is a predicted model, not a curated record. Gene Ontology annotation, biological process: GMP biosynthetic process.
ACAUUGAUAAUGUUAUAGUUUAUCUAAUCUCCAGAAAAAUACAUGAAUUAUUUAUAAUUAUUUCAAAUAAAUAAAUGGCAAAAAAGGUUGAAGGGUGUAAAGUGCAAUUUUCGCUAAUAUGGAAACGCCACUACAUCUGUUAUUAGGGCAUUCGCUUCCCGCCAACUAUCAAAAACCCUAGCCUACUUCCUUUAAACCCUCGUCCCCCUUUUCUCAAUUGCCUCUAUCUUAUCAAAGAAAUUUCCCAUCAAUGGAGGCCCAAGCUGUGAAAUCAAACCUGGUUCUUAUCCUAGAUUAUGGUUCUCAGUACACCCACCUAAUCACUCGUCGAAUCCGAAGCCUAUCCGUGUUCUCCCUCUGUAUUUCCGGCACUUCCUCACUCAAAUCCAUCACUGAUUUAAACCCAUCUGUAAUCAUCCUCUCCGGCGGCCCCCAUUCCGUCCAUGCACAGGACGCCCCUUGUUUCCCCGAUGGCUUUGUAGAGUAUGUUGAAAAAACGGGCAUCUUUGUGUUGGGGAUUUGUUACGGGUUACAGUUGAUUGUGCAGAAAUUGGGUGGGCAAGUAGCUAUUGGGGAAAAGCAGGAGUAUGGGAGGAUGAUGAUUGAGGUCGUGAAAGAUUAUGGUGGAUUGUUCAAGGGUAAAAACAUCGGUGAUAAGCAGGUGGUUUGGAUGAGCCAUGGCGAUGAGGCUGUGAAGCUUCCUGCUGGAUUCGAAGUGGUCGCCAGGAGCGAACAAGGCGGUGUAGCGGCGGUCGCGAAUCCCGGCAGGCGGUUUUAUGGGCUGCAGUACCACCCCGAGGUGACACAUUCACCGGAGGGAAUGGAGUUGUUGCGCCAUUUCCUUUUCGAUAUCUGUGAUGUCUCCGCCGGAUGGAAAAUGGAAGAUGUAAUGGAGGAAGAAAUAAAAGUAAUCAAAGGCAUGGUCGGACCUGAUGACCAUGUAAUCUGUGCAUUAUCCGGUGGUGUCGACUCUACAGUUGCAGCUACUCUUGUUCACAAAGCCAUCGGCGAUAGACUCCACUGUAUCUUCGUUGACAAUGGUCUAUUAAGAUACAAGGAGCAAGAGAGAGUGAUGGGAACCUUCGAAAGAGAUCUUCAUCUUCCUGUCACUUGCGUUGAUGCUUCAGUGCAGUUUUUAAGCGAAUUGAAAGGCGUUACAGAUCCUGAAAAGAAAAGAAAGAUCAUCGGGAAAGAGUUCAUCUCAAUCUUCGAUGCUUUUGCUCAUGAUUUAGAGAAAAAACUAGGAACAAAACCUAGUUAUUUGGUUCAAGGAACUUUAUAUCCAGAUGUAAUCGAAUCAUGUCCACCACCCGGAAGUGGAAGAACUCAUUCUCACACAAUCAAGAGCCAUCAUAACGUGGGUGGGCUUCCAAAAGACAUGAAGCUAAAGCUCAUUGAACCCCUUAAGCUUCUCUUCAAGGACGAGGUUCGGGAGUUGGGUCGGAUCUUGGAUGUUCCAGUUGCGUUCUUGAAGAGACACCCGUUUCCUGGACCGGGUCUUGCUGUACGGAUACCGGGUGAUGUGACCCAAGGAAAUGCACUGGAGAUUCUUCGACAGGUGGAUGAGAUAUUUAUCCAAGCGAUUAAAGAUGGUGGGAUAUACGAUGAAAUAUGGCAGGCUUUUGCUGUGUUUUUACCCAUUAAAACGACAGGUGUUCAAGGAGAUCAGAGGACUCAUUCUAAUGCUGUUGCACUUCGAGCUGUUACAAGUCAAGAUGGCAUGACUGCUGAUUGGUAUUAUUUUGAGCAUAAGUUUUUGGAUGAUGUGGCGAGAAAGAUAUGUAAUAGUGUUCGUGGGGUCAACCGGGUUUGUUUGGAUAUUACAUCGAAGCCUCCAUCCACAAUUGAAUGGGAAUGAAUUUGUGGGGGUUGACUUUAUUUGGGUCAAUGUGUUGGGGAUUUAAUUUAAUUAUGUGAAAUUGGUAAAGGUUUUUGGAGGGUGGCAACUAUGUAAGUGGUGAAUUUUGCAUAUGACAAUUUGUUUGACAUUAUGUGGUUGUCUUUGUGUUUUAUAAGUUAUAAUCCUUUUUUUUUAA